AUUAAGAAACUAAUAUUUCCUGCUACAGAAACAGAGACAUAACUAAGAAACUAUAAUAAAUUACAAUUAUUCAAAUAACUUUGAAUCAUGGAAUCUAAAUCAAAUGAAUCUGUCAAGUAUAAGAACAAACAAAUUGCUACAAGUUCAAAAAGUCAAGAAACAAAAAUAGAACAAAAAGCACAUGAAGAGGAACAUUAUUUACCAGGAAAGUCACUUUGUGUUGCACCUUUACCAAAAACUAUAUCGCUAGAUGAUUUAGUGAAGUUUCUUUAUCAGUUUGGGACAGUUAAAAGACACCAUACUGGACGGAAUUGCUUUUGGAUUGAGUACACUGAUAGCAAACCUGUUGAUAUUUUAAUGAGUAGGACAAAUUGGCUACCAAAUGAAAGGUUAUGUUUAAAAAGACUGAAGAAAAACGGAGGAAAUUUUGACUCUGAUAAAACGCCACAGCAAAAAAAUACUACGCCGAAAAAACCUGAAGAGGAAGAUCCAAUAAGUUACGAUCGGAUAAAAAGUGUUAUUGACAACGAAGUGACAUUCGACAACCAGUUGGCAGCACUAUUAAACGCAGUGCAACUUACUGAAUUUGAAUUAUCGAUGAGAUAUGAUAUCAUUUGCACUCAUCUGGAUGAAAUAUUCAAACCAAUUUUCCCAGAAUGUAAAGCGUAUAGGUUUGGUUCAACAUUGGCGCAAUUAAGUUUUAAAGAGAGUGAUUUAGAUAUUUACAUGGACGUCGGUAGAAUCGGUUUACAUCCAUACUAUAACAAACCUGAUAUUCCAUCACAUGUAUGGACGCCAAUGAUUUUCAAAAGAGUGAGAAGAGUUAUGUAUAGUAUGAAAACUGUAUUCUCCAACAUAAUAUCAAUUCCUAAAGCGAAAACACCUAUUAUAAAGUUUCGUUAUAUACCGACUAAUGUCUCCUGCGAUCUUUCUUUCAAAAACAGCCUAGGCAUCUAUAAGAGUAACUUCUUAUAUUAUUGUGCAUCACGUGAUCCCCGUUUAAGACCAUUAAUGCUAAUCAUCAAGUACUGGGCAAAGCAUUUUGGAAUCUCGGGUAUCGGAAGAAUUUCCAGUUAUGGAUUAAUAUUGCUCAUUAUCUUUUACCUCCAGCAAGAAUCAGUUGGUCUUCUUCCACCUUUACUAGAUCUUCAGAGAACUUGUGAACCACAGAUUAUGAAUGGGUGGCAAAUAAAUUUUAAUGAACAUACUGCAUUACCACCUAUUACCAACAACUGUAAUAUUGCAACUUUGCUCCAUAAAUUCUUUUCCUUUUACGGCGAAUUUGAUUUUAACUCUUGUGUAAUUUGUUUAUUGGACGGAAAAACAUAUUCAACUCCUGACUUCUUACAGCUAGAUAAGUUACCUAAUUACAUGGAUUUAUACAAAAAUUACGUCACGGAUAAUAGUACUAAGAAGUUGGAUGUUCAAAAGCCAAUAUGCCUACAGGAUCCGAUCGAGCUUAAUCAGAAUACAGCUGCAAAUACGUCGGAUCGUGCGUUAAUAGCAUUUCAACAUUGUUGCAAAUUUAGCGCCGAUAUCUGUGCAGCUUCCGUAGCAAAUAAUUACGAUUACUUAUUGACCAAGAUAUUCAGUACAAUACCUCCUCAAUUGACGCAGCUGAAGAAAAAGAGGAAGAAGUUUAAAACUAUAAUAAGAGCUGGUCGUUUUGUUCAGGCUGGAUUACCAGAAGAUUUUGAAACACGUACAGAUAUUACUAAUAAGGAGCAGUAUGUGAAGGAUAAUUGGUAUUUCGUCACUUUUAAUCUCAUAAGAGACAUCUUGGAGUUAAUCUUCAAGUUGCAAGUCGAGGUACUUCUUGAUCAAGAAGCGAAGCAGCAGAAAGUUGAAGUACUGUCCGACGUACAUACUAGAGAUCACCAAAAAAUAACAUUUCACUGCACAGGAGAUAAAUGUGUGUGGUACAAUAGAAAGAAAAAUAAUAGAACUCUUUUAGAUGUUCAGUUAAGUCUUCUUGAGAAAGAAGCAAAAAUAUCGGACAUAAUAGUAAAACAAUUUGAUGAACAUGAUAAGGGAAACAACGUAAAACUAGAUUUUAUAUGUACGUUAGAAAAGUCGGAUAAUCCUGUAGCAGUGAUCAUAAUAGUAAACGAUGAGAACAGUCAAAAUCACAUCAUUCGACAAUUUGAGUGUUUCGUAAACAGUUGGAUACCAAAAAUAAUAAACAAAACAUUUCUACACAUGUUGCAGUUCAAAAAAACCUACGAUCAAUUGAUAUAUAUCGCCGAGUGUCAUCAAAAGUCACGAUGAUCAUGAAAAUGUACAUCAUAUACUUUCUGGCAUGGACCAAAUUAGCAGUUUAUUUCUCAUGAUAGCCUGUUAAUGCAUUAAUAUAUAACGUAAUAUAACUCUGAUCAUAUUUAUCAAACUGGAUUGUUUCUGUUAAUUUAGAAAAUAUAAAUCCAGAGUGUCUUCAGAAAGCAUAUAUAUAUAUAAAUGAGAGUCAAGAGAACUACCUGGUAAAAAAUCGUACAUCAAAUAUAAAUAUGUAUAAAAUAUGUUUUCUUUGUCUUGUAUGAUCUCUCUAUAUGUACAGGAAAAAUGGAAGAAUAAUUAGAAAAGUAACUUGUAUUAUUUUUUAUACAAGAAAAAAAUUUGCAAUCAUAUAUAUCCUAUAUAUAAUUAUAUAUACAGUUUUUUUAUUUCCUUGAAGGGGGAAGGUCUAUAUGGACUGAUUCUGGCACUCUGCAAAUUUUGUCUAAACUCGUGAAAAUCUAUAUCUUGAGGACAAUUACAUUCAAUUUUAAUAAUUCCAGCUCAAAUGGAAAUAUUUAGUGUGGUUAUCAUAUUUAUUUUAAAAAUAUUUUGAAUACUUGAUGUUGAAAAAACUUUCAAAAAAAAUGGCAAUUGUAUUGGAAAAUCAUUCUGAAAUGGCAGUUUUCUCAAUUUUUAUUGCAUUUGAUGCUGACGCUUACAUAUUAGAAUGCAAACAAUACGUAUCAAUAAACCCUCCCAAACAAAAACAUCUCCGUUUGAGCUGGAGUCAAAUUAUAAAACAGAUCACAAAAUAUAGAUUUUUACGGGUUUAGAAACAAUUAGUAGAAUCAGUCUUUAUACUCUUUCUCUUUUACAUUUUAUUAGAAAGUGAUUAUUUUAUAUUUGCUAGAAAAGUAUACUAAUUUUUCAAAUUUUUUUUUAUAAUACUACUUUGUAUAUUCUCUAUGUUAUGUUUUAUUAUAUUUGAUAUUUUUUUACCAAGGUAGCUUCUAUAUAUCAUAUAGUUUUCAACAUUUAUACUACUAUGAUAUUAAUUUGAAUUAUGUAUUAGAAUACUAUCAAACUGUAAUCUCGUACAGUAAGUAUAUAUCUUAUAUAUAGAAUAAAUGCAAGUUUUUACAAGCACAA
Molecule: messenger RNA, 3363 nt
Organism: Solenopsis invicta (red fire ant)
Lineage: Eukaryota; Metazoa; Arthropoda; Insecta; Hymenoptera; Formicidae
Product: poly(A) RNA polymerase, mitochondrial
Exons: 4
Coding region: 88-2268 (726 amino acids)
Molecular function (GO): nucleic acid binding; poly(A) RNA polymerase activity
Source: RefSeq, a predicted model, not a curated record